This is a messenger RNA of Carassius auratus (goldfish), 1499 nucleotides long. RefSeq names its product C-type lectin domain family 4 member E-like. The record is from RefSeq and is a predicted model, not a curated record. Bases 83 to 919 code for a protein of 278 amino acids. The transcript is spliced from 6 exons. NCBI's taxonomy places the organism in Eukaryota, Metazoa, Chordata, Actinopteri, Cypriniformes, Cyprinidae.
AACCACGCCUGCUGUUGAGCAAGCACUGCAUCGGACAGAUAUACCCCAGUGCCUUUCAUGUGUAAGUGUGCAAACGUGAGCAAUGUCUGCAAACAGAGAAGAAAUACACGCCAAUCUCAUCGACGAACCUGACGAUGACUGCAGCAGUCCAGAGGUGCGAUAUUCAGUACUUCAGAACCCAGAUAAACGAAGCAAGCAGUUUUGCCAGGAUCCUUUCAAGGUGGCCACAGCAUGCCUGACUGCCUUCUGCCUCGUCUUACUCACGAUCCUGCUGCUCACAAAUGUUCACAGGGAUAAGGCACGUUCAUCCGAUCAGGAUUCCCCGUUCAGCGCUGCUGUAUCACACAUGCAGAAGAGCUGCGCUAACGUAACCGCUCUGACUGAAGAACUGCAGGCUGUGAAGAGAGAAAAGAGUGAACUGGAGAAAGAACGGAUGCAGCUGAAGAAAACAAUCGCCGAGCUUGAGGCAACCCCUGCACCACAAACCACUCCAGUACCAAUGAAGAAUCCCUGUCCUGAAGACUGGAGGCACUUUAACGACAGCUGUUACUACGUCUCAGAAUACGGAAGGAGCUGGUCGGACAGUCAGGAGUACUGCCAAAGAGAAGGAGGACACCUGGCCAUCAUCCUUACAGCUGAAGAACAGACGUUCAUAUGGAACCUGCUGCCCCGUGGAUACUGGAAAUCUUACUGGUUCGGCAUAAGUGAUGAAAAAGUAGAGGACGAGUGGUACUGGGUGGAUGGAACUAAACUGGUUCAAAGUUUCUGGGAAGAAGGUGAGCCCAACAAUCACGGUAAUGAAGACUGUGGCUACAUUGUAAAAACAAAUGUUUUAAGCCGUGUGGCUACAAAGAGCUGGUAUGACGCGCCCUGCGUUAUGUCCUUGCCCUGGAUCUGUGAGAAGCUGCAGUCCUCUUGAACUUCAUCUUCACCACCAUCAUCAACAGACAUUCAUUGAUCAUUAGUAGCACAAGCUGUAGUGAGAUUUUCAUAGCAUUUAGAAUGUCUGCAGUCAUGGGUCAAAAAAAAGCAAUUCAUUUUUUUUAACCAAUAACAAUGUAAUAGUCCUUUUAUAUAAAUACUUAUUUUUUUCUUAUAAAUUUGGGAACGUCUGGCAGUUCCACUUACACUCAGUAGAGCGCAGCAUUGAGUCAAAGUUUGGACCAGAACUACAACACCUGGUUUUGUUUUCUUUCUUUUGCCAUAUAUAUAUAUAUAAAUUAUUAUUAUUAUUAUUAUUAUUAUUAUAUUUUCCUUCAUUAAUUGACAAACCUAUCUCUGUCAUCAGAACGUUACAAACAAUCACAAUAAUCACAGAAAGCCGUGCCUUUGUUGUUCUUUUUCUAGACUAUGUGCAUCACUUUAGAUAAGAUUCAUUUUAAGAACAAACAAGAUCAUUUAUUUUAGAGCAUUAUAAGCCAAACUAGUUCAGAAUGUGACGAACUAAACCAAAUGCCUAAUUGAAAGAAAGCAAUAAAAACAAUCUUUUUAUGUUCUUA